Rhagoletis zephyria (snowberry fruit fly) is the source of this 808-nucleotide messenger RNA. NCBI's taxonomy places the organism in Eukaryota, Metazoa, Arthropoda, Insecta, Diptera, Tephritidae. The record is from RefSeq and is a predicted model, not a curated record.
AUGAAGUUGUACAUCAAAACCUUCAUCACCCUCUUCUUCCUCCUGGUUCUGGGAGUUUUCUUCAACUUCUCCCAAGCGGAAGCGGAAGUACUCAACAACCGGCCCAUCUUUGGCGUACUGACGCAGGAGCAACAUGAUAACAAACAUCAGUACGUCGCCUCCAGCUACAUCAAAUGGCUGGAGAUGGCCGGCGCCCGAGUGGUCCCAAUCUUCGUCAAACGACCCCACGCCUACUACACUCAUCUUCUUGAUCAAUUAAACGGAGUCCUGCUGCCCGGAGGCGGAACUCCUCUUGUACACUCUCAUUACGCCCACGCGGCGAGCUUCAUUUUGGACAGGGCAAUCGCCAAGGCCAAAUCGGGAGUUCAUUUUCCCGUCUGGGCGAGCUGUCUCGGCUUUGAAAAGCUGAUCACCUACUUCACCGGCGACAAAGACGUCAAAUGGGAGUCCCAUUGUUUCGUCGAAAACAUUUCCCUGCCACUGAACUUCUCCACGACGCCCUCUUCAACUGUGCUGCUAAAAGAGGCAGGAGAUCACGUGGUGAACUUGCUGAAGACAAAGAAUGUCACUGCAAAUUAUCACCAAAUUUGCCUAUCGGUGGAGACCUUUCAGAAGACCACUAAUCUAACUGACCAACUUCGACUGGUGUCCACAAACUCCUUUGGAGGCGUGAACUUUGUCUCUACAGUGGAGCACAAAAAGUAUCCCAUUUUUUCCACCCAGUGGCACCCGGAGAAGAAUCAGUUUGAGUGGGUGUUGAGUAAAACCAUUGGGUCUAUCAACCACGAUGCGGAUGCCAUUCAAAUUG